AUGGGCGGCGGUAACGGAGCCAAGGCAGCGCAAAAGCGCGCCCGGAACGAGAAGAAGGCCGCACCGAAGGCCGCCUCCCAGUUGAAGGCCAACGUCGCCGCCAUGAACAUCAUCUGCGCCGUGUGCAAGCAGACCUUUCUCUCGACUUCCCGCGAACCACAGCUUACACUGCACGCCGUCAACAAGCACAACUCGACACUGCCGCAAUGCUUCCCUCACUUUAAGGCUGCCGACGCCAAAUGA
Parathielavia appendiculata is the source of this 243-nucleotide messenger RNA. Its product is annotated as DUF1909-domain-containing protein. The transcript has 4 exons. The record is from RefSeq and is a predicted model, not a curated record. NCBI's taxonomy places the organism in Eukaryota, Fungi, Ascomycota, Sordariomycetes, Sordariales, Chaetomiaceae. The coding region runs from base 1 to 243 and encodes 80 amino acids.